Messenger RNA from Daphnia carinata, 2386 nucleotides. Its product is annotated as chorion peroxidase-like. Gene Ontology annotation, biological process: response to oxidative stress. The record is from RefSeq and is a predicted model, not a curated record. Lineage: Eukaryota; Metazoa; Arthropoda; Branchiopoda; Diplostraca; Daphniidae. Gene Ontology annotation, molecular function: heme binding; peroxidase activity. The transcript is spliced from 12 exons. Bases 230 to 2263 code for a protein of 677 amino acids.
CUAUUACCAAUUGUUAUGAACAGAAUUAGACAGAAAUUAUUUGGCGACCCUCAUCGAACGUUUCGAUGCUCUCGCCGUGGCCGCCAAGAAAGAAGAACAAGAGGCCGACGAAAUCGUAGCCAGCAUUCCGAAGGCGCAAAUUGAAGAGGCUGUACGAUUUGGCCGACAAUACGUAGAAGAAUGGAAGCAGCUGGAACAGCGUAUAGCUAAAGAGGAUGAAAAUCGAUUCAUGCUUCAAGGCACUUCUGAUAAAAAUGGUGGUACCUUAUUGUCGCCCGGUGCCAAGUAUUCGGCACGUUUCUCUUUCGUACGACACAAUCCCUCCGCUAUGGCUCAAUCUAAAGAAGCCGCUGUUGAUUACGUGGCCCGACAAUACUUGAGUGACCAAUUGGGAAUUCCGGCAGGGAAAAUUGGAUCGAUUAGUAGAUUGGCUGCGUCAUCCAAUGUCACAGAUAGACAGGCUGAACUUCCUCCUCUUGCGCCGUGUGACUUCAGUUCCAAAUUCCGCACAAUAGACGGUUCAUGUAACAGCAAUUACCAACCCAGAUUCGGACAAGCUGGCACAAUCUUUCAGCGAUUAUUCGGCUUCUCGUAUUACGCAGACAAUGUGGGCCAAUUUCGAACUUCUGUAUACGGUCAACCACUACCCAGCCCGCGACUUAUCUCGACAACGAUUGUUCUCAACGACACUGUGCCUGACCCCAGCGUGACUUUACUCACGAUGCAAUGGGGACAGUUUCUCGAUCACGACCUCACUCUUACGCCGACCUUUACCAAGAGCGAUGGAUCUGCUUUCGAGUGUUGUUCACGAGCACAGACAGGCAGCGUCGUGUCACCCCCUCCUCAUCUUGAGUGUGCACCGAUCAUGGUUCCUACCAACGAUAUGAAAUACAAUCCAGAUCCCAGUUCACCUAGCGUGACGUGUAUGAAUUUUGUUCGCUCUACGUACGGCAAAGAUCUUAACGGCAACGUACCACAACAACGACAACACGUUAACGCCCUAACGCACUGGAUUGAUGGUUCAAAUGUCUAUGGCAGUUCUGCAACUCAUGCGGCAGCCCUGCGAGAUUCAUCGUCACCUAAUGGCAAAUUAAAAGUGAGCGUCAUCAAUGGUCGCCAAUUUUUGCCACCUGGUCCUAAUUGUUGUCCUGGAGGUGCUGGGGCUGUUUGGCCCAACGUUUGUACUUCGACAUGCUUCGAUGCAGGUGAUGACAGAGUCAACGAACAGCCUUUGCUAACUGUCAUGCACACGAUUUGGGUUCGUGAGCACAAUCGUAUUGCGGAUGCUCUGUAUCGAGUGGCUCCUGGUCAAUCGUCUGAAUUCUACUAUCAGCAAGCCAGGCGUUUGGUGAUUGCGGAAAUGCAACACAUUAUUUACAACGAAUAUUUGCCUGUUAUGAUUGGUCCGGAAUUGGCUGCCCAGGUGAAUUCACCAGAGUAUUACUACAACUCCUACGUGAACCCUGCCAUUUUCACUGAAUUUUCAACAGCCGCUUUCCGCAUGGGCCAUUCUCAGUUGAGGAGUUUUGUCAGGUUGUUCCAGAGUGAUGGAAGAAGAGACGACGAUCAAAGCUAUUUACUGUCAGAUUCAUUUAAUGAACCCCAAAGAGUUCUGAGUCGUACUUUUUUCGACAAUGCUCUACGUGGCCUGAUCCAGACUCCUGCUCAGGCAGUUGACAACUGUUUCGCCGAUGACAUUACCAGCCAGCUUUUCAAACCAGCCGGCCAAAGACUGGGACUUGAUUUGAUUUCGUUGAAUAUUCAACGUGGAAGAGACCACGGCUUGUUCACUUACACCCAGAUGAUAAACUAUAUAACAGGCAGUUACUUACAAUCGUCUUUUCCGUUCACAUUUGACCAACUUGUACCCCGAAUUCCCCUGGAGGUGGUUUCUGCAAUGAAAAACGUGUACGCUCAUGCUCGUGACAUUGAUUUAUUCGUUGGUGGUGUCAGUGAAAAACCUUUACCGAAUGCUGUACUUGGACCAACUUUUGCCAGCCUUUUUGCAAUGCAGUUUGUGAACUUGAAACGAGCCGAUCGUUUCUUCUACACUUGGAACAUUGGUAGCAGCCUUUACUUGAGCAGAAGUCAAUUUGCCGAAAUUCAAAAAGUAUCCCUUGCCAAAAUUAUUUGCGAUAAUAGCGAUGGUACCAUCACCGACAUACAGCCGAAAGCCUUCCGGAUUCCAGACAACUUCCUAAACAAACCGGUCCCUUGUGCGAAUUUGCCAGGAAUCGACUUUACCAAACUCCUGCCUUUAUAGCCGUUUUAUAGCAAACUGUGAGGAAAAUAUCCUUCUCAUCAGUUGUUCUUGGUGGUGGCUUAGUUUACAUUGUAACAAAAGUCGGUUUUAACGAAUAAACAACCACAAACUGGUGCUGGUGAA